This is a messenger RNA of Xiphias gladius (swordfish), 1479 nucleotides long. RefSeq names its product solute carrier family 2, facilitated glucose transporter member 11-like. The coding region runs from base 1 to 1479 and encodes 492 amino acids. The transcript is spliced from 12 exons. Gene Ontology annotation, molecular function: hexose transmembrane transporter activity. Gene Ontology annotation, biological process: monosaccharide transmembrane transport. Gene Ontology annotation, cellular component: membrane. The record is from RefSeq and is a predicted model, not a curated record. NCBI's taxonomy places the organism in Eukaryota, Metazoa, Chordata, Actinopteri, Istiophoriformes, Xiphiidae.
AUGAAGAGCAACAAACUGCAGUACUGGAGGCUUUAUUUGCUGGCGCUGGUGCUGGGAAUCGGUGGGUCGUUUCAGUAUGGGAUUCAAGUGUCUGUCAUCGCCUCUCCAGCGGUGCACAUUCAAAGUUUUGUGAACUACACAUGGAUGUUGAGGUACGGAGCUCCAGUGGAGGACUCUGCCAACCAGCUCAUCUGGUCCUUCAUUGUGGCUGUGUUAUGUAUUGGUUGCUGGGCCGGGGCUAUUCACAGUGGCAGUCUUCCUGUCACUUAUGGCCGGAAAAAAGCUCUCUUGUUCAACAAUGUUGUGGCGGUUGUUGCUGCCCUGCUCAUGUUAUUCAGUCGCAUGGCCAAAUCUUUUGAGAUGAUCUUGCUGGGCAGAUUUCUUUACGGAUAUAAUGUUGGUCUUGGUCUGAGUGUUCACCUCAUGUAUCUCGGGGAGAGUUCGCCAAAGAAACUCAGAGGGGUCCUGACUCUCACGAGCUCAAUCUUCAUCGGUUUUGGGAAAGUUAUGGGUCAAAUAAUUGGCAUCAAGGAGAUGCUGGGAACUGAAGAAAUGUGGCCUUAUCUCCUGGCUGUUAGUGGAAUUCCUGCCAUCCUGCAGUUUGUGAUGCUGCUCUUUUUCCCUGAGGCACCUCGAUACCUUUACAUUGACAAAGGAGACACUGAAGGCAGCAAAAGAGCCUUGCAGUGGCUGUGGCAGGAGGAUGACUUAAAGCUGGAGCUGGACGACAUGCAGAAAGAGCGAGAGAACUCGCAUGGGGAGAAGGCGAAGACUGUGAAGGAUGUACUAAGCUCUCGCUGUGUGAGAUGGCAGCUGCUGACUCUGGCCAUCCCCUGUGGUGGUGUUCAGUUCUGCGGCAUCAAUGCUCUGUACUUCUAUGCCUUUGACAUCUUCCGCGAGGCAGGAGUGCCAGAGGACCAGAUGCAUUACUUGUCCAUUGGUAUUGGAGCAACAGAGCUCAUCACCGUAACCCUAUGUUCUUUCUUGAUAGAUCGUGCUGGCAGAAAGAAGCUGAUGGGCUAUGGCUAUCUACUGAUGGGUGUCACCAUGUCUCUACUUACCAUCAUGCUUUCCAUCAAGGAUCUGAAUUCAUGGAUCCCGUAUGUGAACAUUGCCCUGAUCUUUUGUGUCAUCUGCAUUUAUGGACUGGGACCUUCCGGAGUGUCUAUGACUCUUCCUGCUGACCUCUUCCUACAAGCCUGGCGUCCUUCUGCCUAUGUGAUCAGUGGGUCAAUCAGUUGGCUCAGCAUGUUCCUUGUGGGGAUGUUAUUCGGCUAUAUAGUGGAUGGACUUGGGCAGUUCUGCUUCCUGAUUUUCGUGGCUUACUGUAUUUGCAGUGGAGCGUUUAUGAUUUAUUUUGUCCCAGAGACCAAAGGAAAAACAAUGGUUGAGAUUAUGGAAGACUUCAACAAACUAAAUUACAAGAACAGUGAAGUCAACAUUGAAAGGACUGACGUUGCUCUUGCAACUAAAUUUUAA